AUGGCAGAUCUCUUCUCGUGUGAGGAAGAACAAGAACCACAACCGCUGAAGAAGAACGUAAGAGAAUCCAAACAGAGGGACAAGGCUGAGGAAGAUGAUGACCUGAUCUUUGUUGGGGUGGAACAUGUAAAUAAAGACCCUGAAAUUCUCUUUGUCAGGAUGAUUUCAAAUCCAAAACCCAUCAUUUCAAACAUUUUGAACAGAGUCACCCCGGGCUCAAAGAGAAAGAGAAGCCACCUCCGUCAAGAUCCUGUUCAAGAGUCGCAACCUGCAAAUCACACGGCCCCUACAGCACAAGCUGUGGCGCCAGUUUCCCAGUCGGAGUGGAGAUCAACAGAUGGUCCUGUUACUAUUGAGUCUUCACCUAACCCUGGCUGCGAAAUGAGCUCACCACAAGUUCUUCCUGACAAUUCCUCGGCUUUGCUCUCCCCAAGGAUUCAGCGUCUAGUUGGAGCUGUGCUCUCUGCAGGAGGCAGAGAUGUGAGUCCUUGUGAUUCCAAACAACUUUCCACUUCAGAUAUAAAUAGCAGGAAUCCCCAAAGGGCUAAAUUCAGGGAUGGAAUCCCAGGGGUACAUUCUUUAGCUGUGGUUCCCUCAGGUCUCCCUCCCAUAAUGCCAAGUACACCCUCACAGGUUGCCUGUAGCACAUCAAGCUGUGUUCCGAAUGGAGCAUCAUUUCCUUGGGCUGAUGAUAACAAAAAGUCACAUAUCAAUCUUAUGGAUGGAGCAAAUGGUUCUGAAGGACUGGUAAUAACAGACUUUUCAACUCUAGCAAGUCAAAACCAGACCCUUGACCCCGAGAAAGGAAAUCUGAUCAUGUUACUUAGUGACUUUUACUACGGACAGCAUAAAGGAGACGGGACGCCAGAGCAGAAGACUCACACAAUCUUUAAAUGCCACAGCUGCUUGAAAGUUCUAAAAAAUGUUAAGUUUAUGAAUCACGUGAAGCACCAUUUGGAACUCGAGAGGCAGAGGAGUGACAGCUGGGAAAACCACACCACCUGCCAGCACUGCCACCGGCAGUUUCCCACUCCCUUCCAGCUGCAGUGUCAUAUUGAAAGUGUGCACACUACCCAGGAGCCCGCAGCUGUCUGUAAAAUCUGUGAACUGUCAUUUGAAACAGAUCAGGUCCUCCUACAACACAUGAAGGACAAUCAUAAGCCUGGGGAAAUGCCCUACGUGUGCCAGAUUUGCAAUUACAGAUCGUCGGCCUUUGCUGAUGUGGAAGCACAUUUUAGAACGUGCCACGAAAACACUAAAACUUUGCUUUGUCUGUUUUGUUUCAAGAUUUUCAAAACUGCAACAGGAUACAUAAAUCACUGUUGGAGGCACUGGAACGAGAAAGUCUUUCGAUGUCCCAAGUGCCGACUACAGUUUUUGACUUUGAAGGAGGAAAUCGAGCACAGAUCCAAGAAUCAUCAAACAUUUAAAAAGCCAGAGCAGAUGCAAGGGUUGCCUCCUGCAACGAAAGUCAUUAUUCAAACUUCAGUUCGAUCAGUAUCAAGAGAUGCAGCUUCCAUUACUGUGAGCAACACUGACCUUGGCCUGUCACCUGUCACCUAG
Molecule: messenger RNA, 1563 nt
Organism: Propithecus coquereli (Coquerel's sifaka)
Lineage: Eukaryota; Metazoa; Chordata; Mammalia; Primates; Indriidae
Gene: ZNF280A
Product: zinc finger protein 280A
Exons: 1
Coding region: 1-1563 (520 amino acids)
Biological process (GO): regulation of DNA-templated transcription
Molecular function (GO): DNA-binding transcription factor activity, RNA polymerase II-specific; RNA polymerase II cis-regulatory region sequence-specific DNA binding
Source: RefSeq, a predicted model, not a curated record